Messenger RNA from Prunus armeniaca (apricot), 972 nucleotides. Lineage: Eukaryota; Viridiplantae; Streptophyta; Magnoliopsida; Rosales; Rosaceae. The record is from the annotation of a GenBank genome assembly.
AUGAUGGCCACAACAAGAGCAAAUGAGAGGCAGGGAAGUGUUUCCCAACUCGGUAUCCCAACCAUUGACCUUAAAGGCAUCCAUAGCAACUCAGUUUUUCGAACUGAAAUCGUCGAGCAAAUUCGAGAUGCAUGUGAGAAAUGGGGUUUCUUUCAAGUUCAAAACGGAAUUCCUGUUGAAAUUUUGGAUGGGAUGCUGCAUGGAAUACGUGAGUUCCAUGAGCAGGAUAGUGAUCUUAAGAAACAGUUGUGUUCAAAGGAUGCUGGGAACAAGGAGCAGUAUAUGUCCAAUAAUCGCUUUUUCAAAUCUUCACAAGGAAACUCGAGGGAUACAUUUGUCUGCUAUAUGGCUCCUGAUCCAACCAAACCAGCAGACGAAUUACCCUCAGUGUGCAGAGAUAUAGUGAAUGAGUACUCAAAGUUAGUGAAGGAUUUGGGAUUUACUUUGUUUGAGUUGCUUUCUGAGGCUCUUGGGCUCAAUCCAAACCAACUUAAAGACGCGUACAUGGACUGUGCUGAGGGGCUUUCUAUUAUGGGUCACUAUUAUCCAUCAUGUCCUGAAACAAAAUUGACUAUGGGCACCAACAAGCACACUGAUGGAAGCUUCAUCACCGUACUCUUACAAGAUCAAGUGGGUGGCCUCCAAGUUUUAUAUGAGAAUCAAUGGCUUGAUGUUCCUCCCACGCAUGGAGCUCUUGUUGUCAACGUUGGAGAUCUUCUGCAGCUCAUCUCAAAUGACAAGUUUGUUAGUGUUAACCACAGAGUUCUAGCGCAGAGUGUGGGCCCAAGAGUUUCUGUGCCAACCUUCUUUAGGCCACAUGCAGAAAAUCCAAAAGUUUAUGGACCAAUCAAGGAGUUGUUGUCAGAAGAAAAUCCUCAAAUCUAUCGAGAAACUAGUGUUAAAGAUUAUCUGAAGUACUACCUCUCAGAACUCGUAAAAGGGAACUCGGCAUUAGAACAUUUCAAGCUAUGA